UUCUCCUUCAUUCGCGAACUCUGAGAUUUUUUUCUUGUUCUCUCCGAAAAGGCGAAACGGCGAAAAUGGACGCAUCGAGAACUCACCGGAAAAUGGACGCCGGAGCUGAGAUUGAUGUGGUUAAUCCGGUUGAGGAUGAUUCAGCGGCGGAAACUGGUCCGGACCAAGAUCAAGGCGGUGGAUCGGAGUCGUCUUCGUUGAAACAAGGGGAGAUUUUGAGAACCCUUGCUACGGUGGAGAAGGAUUCUCAGGCAAUCGCUGAGAGCUUUGCAUUUAUCAAUAGAUUGAAAACCCAAUUUCAAAGUUUAUGUUUUGAGCUAUUGAAGGCUACUGGAUACAAAUUUCAAACAAGUACUGUUUCAUUGAUCAGGGACACAACCUCCGAGGGAAGGACUUCAAAUCGUAAAGAUAGGUAUGAGUUCAGAGGAACGAAGGACCUUGGAUUGUUGAUGUGAAAACUACUUAUUCUAUGUUUGGACACAAUGGUGGGGGGGAUGCAGAAAAUGCCAACAAUACAGCUAUGGAGAGAUGGUCGCAAUGGAUACAUUGACAAGAGCUUCAGGAUAAAGAAAGUGUUGGGGAUCUGGUAAAGCUCAUUGACAAGAGCAAUGGAUACAUAUUUUCCGGGAUUGAUGCAAGUGUGGUUGAAUACAGCAAAAUUGCAGUUGGUCAAACUGAUUGGGAUUAUAACAG
This is a messenger RNA of Camelina sativa (false flax), 693 nucleotides long. RefSeq lists its product as uncharacterized. The record is from RefSeq and is a predicted model, not a curated record. Lineage: Eukaryota; Viridiplantae; Streptophyta; Magnoliopsida; Brassicales; Brassicaceae.